Molecule: messenger RNA, 3619 nt
Organism: Linderina pennispora
Lineage: Eukaryota; Fungi; Kickxellomycota; Kickxellomycetes; Kickxellales; Kickxellaceae
Product: BRO1-domain-containing protein
Exons: 5
Coding region: 14-3619 (1201 amino acids)
Biological process (GO): protein transport to vacuole involved in ubiquitin-dependent protein catabolic process via the multivesicular body sorting pathway
Cellular component (GO): endosome
Molecular function (GO): protein binding
Source: RefSeq, a predicted model, not a curated record
CAGAGCCCUUCAAAUGGACCGUCCGCCGUGUAUUGCUAUUCCGUUCAAGCAGACCAGCGAAGUCGACUGGGCGCGAGCACUAAAGCGGUACAUUAGCACCCAGUACCAGGAGGACCCGGAGGCGUAUAGCGAGGACUGCAACCGGCUGCAGCGUAUGCGCCAGGACAUGCGCGGCGCAGGGCCCGACAACACUGGCAGGGACCUCAUCUACCGGUAUUACACGCAUCUGGAGACGCUGGAGCCGCGGUUCCCGGUGAACGAGCAGGGCGUCAAAGUCGCGUUCAAGUGGACAGACCCAUUCACGCAUGAAACCACACUGCAGCACUCGCUGGCGUUCGAGAAGGCCAGUGUUCUGUUCAACCUGGGUGCGGCCGUGGGUAUGCAUGCCGCAACCCUCUACUCUGACGCAGCCGUCGACCCCGAAUCCGAGUCACUGGUUCUGGCGUGCACGUACUUCCAGAUCGCUGCUGACCGGUUCCACUACAUCAGCGAGAACUUUCUGCACGCUCCUUCGCUGGACCUGCAGCAAGAGUCGGUCAAUGCACUGUGCAAUGCAAUGCAUGCGCAGUCGCAAGAGUGCGUGGUGGAGAAGGCCCGGCUCGACGGCAAGAAGGAUGCGACAUUGUCCAAGCUGGCGCAGCAGGCGGUGCUGGCUUAUGCAACGCUGUGCGACAGCCUGCGCCCGGCGAUGGAUAGCCACCAGCUGCCGCGCGGGUGGCAGCAGCUGGCAGAGACCAAACUGAAGUACUAUAUGGCAUAUGUGCAGUACCACGAGGGGCGGGCAAACGACGCCAAGGGCAAGCACGGCAUGGCCAUUGCCAGGCUCCUGCAGGCCGAGACCUUGCUGCGCGAGGCGACACGGCUUGUAGGCGAGUUUUCUGACAGCUUCUUUGCCACGCAGGCUUUGACAGACGACCUCAACACGGGCUCGGCGCAGGGUCUGGCUGAGGCUAUCAAGAGCAUGAGCACCAAGGCCGCUGAUGAGCUGAAGCAGAUGAACCGCGACAACGACAUGGUGUACAACGAGUCCAUUCCGUCGUUUGCUGCGCUACCGGCAGUUGAGGGCGCCAAUGUGGUGGCGCCGAUGAAGAUUGACAGCAUGUAUUCGCCCGACGACCUCCGGCGGAUUGUCGGGCCUGAUCUGUUUGAGCGCCUGAUCCCAAUGUCCGUGCACGAGAGCUCCAGCAUGUACAGCGAGGAGAAGGCCAAGCUGAUCCGGACCGAGGACGACAAGGUGAAUCUGGCCGACGGCGAGCUGCAGGCCGCGCUGGCGUUCAUGCAGAUGCCCGACAUUCCUCUACCGGUUCAAGCGCGGUCUGGCUCUGGCGGCUUCAUCGCCGAGCUGGCCGAGCCCAGCGCUGAUGUGCGUGAUUUGGCUCAGGGCGUGAGCAUCCAGGAGCGCACGGCUCCGCUAACCGAGGUGCGGGCGACACUAGAUGCCCAGCGCGCACGCGUCAAGGACAGAAUCACCGAGCUGGGCCAGAUGCUGGACCAGGAGCAGCAGGCCAGCGACCAGGUUCUUGCCGAGUACUCGGCUGACCCAGCCUUUGCUGGCUACAAGCCAUCGGUAGUAGCGUCGCAGUUCUUCCGGGACGUUCUGCUGGAACAGCGCAGGUCGUUCGAGAACGGCACCGCUAUGGACCGCACGAUCUUUGACAAGUACCGCCAACUGGUUGCACCCUGGCUGCCCACGCUGCAGAAUGGUGCCGAGGGCGUCACCAGCGCCCUCUUAGAGCAGCUCAAGGACAUCGACUUUGGCGGGGCGGCCAGGGCGGACGGCGGCGAGACUCUGCUGGACGUUGGCCAGAGCCAGCCUGUGGGGCUGUCGGGCCACGUGCAGACCGUACAGGACACGCUGGAGCAGCUCGAUGAGGUCAAGAAGCAGCGACACACGACGCUGCGGGACCUGAAGAGUGUUGUCAAGGACGAUGACAUUGCCGGCACACUGAUGAAGUCUGCCAGCGGCAAGGAGCUGCAGCAGCUGUUCAACCGCGAGCUGCAAAAGUUUGACGCCUACACUCAGCGGUUGCAGUCGACGAUGACGCGCCAACAGCAGCUGGUCAAGCGGCUUUCCGAUGAGUUCCGCACCAUGAUGGAGUCGCCUGAGGCCCGGCGUGUGCAGGAGAAGUGGGAUCUGGCCGAGCAGCGCAAGGCCACUGUGGAGGCACAGCUGCUGGAGGCCGUGCAAACGUACAAGAUCGUCGCCCAGGGAAUGAACAGCGGCGCAGAGUACUACAAGAACAUGUACAGUAUCCUGGAGCGCCCGCACAAGGAUCUCCUCGAGUACAUUGAGGGCCGGGCGAGCCAGCGCGAGCAGCUGGUGAAGCGGGCCAGGCAGGAGAAGGCGGCGCGGGAGCAGGCCGCGCUGAGAGAGAGGCUGAAUCAGUAUGCACCGCCACCAGCACCAGCUGCCCAGGCGUAUGCGCAGGUGCCGCAGAAUAACCGGACGUUUGAGGUUGACCACCUGGCGGACCAGGCAGCCCAAAUGACGCUGAAUGCACAGAGGGCCAAUGUCCCGCCCCAGCAACAUCAGCUGCAGUACCAGCAGCCGUUGGUUGACCAGUCUCCGCAACAGCAAAGAUACCAGCCACCACAGCCGCAGCCGGUUGUCCACUCGUCGCCACAGCAGCCAAUAUAUCAGCCGCCGCCGCAGCAGCAGCAGCAGCAACAAAUGUACCAGACGUACAGCCAACCUCAGCAGCAGCAGCAGCCCGUGGCCCACGAAUACCACCAGCCGCCUGUGCAUGUGCAUGCCCACCAGGCGCAACAGCAGCCGCAGCCUCAGUAUCAGCCGCCGCCUCAGCAGUACGCACCGCCUCCAGUCGCAGCCCAGGCAUCCGCGCCGCCGCCCGUUGCUACUCAAGGAUACCAGCCUCCGCCACCUCAGCAGCAGCAAUAUGUGACAAGCAUGGCUCCGCACCAAUAUGCCCUCGCACAGGCGCCUGCGGCUGACCCUUACACCUCCGCGGCAUCCCGCCAGUCAAUGGAGAACAAGCGGCGGACCAACCCGGCGGACCCGAACUUCCAGCCAGGCUACGGCGCCACCAACGACGUGUACUCGGGCAUUACCACUGGCUACGGGACCACACAUGCGCCGGCCUCAUCGAGCUCCUAUGCACCGGCACCACAGGCUACGCACCAUCACCAGCACCAACAGCAGCAGCCAGUGUAUGUGUCGCAGGCACAAGCUGGCGGAUAUGCGCCGCCGCCGUUUGCACCGCCGCCCAGCCAGCCCACCAGCUACAACAGCACCGUGGCAAGCGUCACCCAGCCGCAGUAUGUCCAGCAGCAGCAGCAGCAGCCACAGCAGCAGCAGCAGCCACAGCAGCAGUACUAUCACCACCCGGCAUCGCCAGCCCCCGCACCAGCACCAGCAGUACCAGGGACCGGUGCAGCAGCAGCAACAGAACAGCAGCAGCCACCGCAGCAGCCGGCAUAUAACCCGUACGCUUACUCAGCACCGCCGACCGCCGCCGUCAUUGGAGGGCCAGUCCCACAGGCGCAGCCAGUCCAGCCCGUCCAGUCUGGUUAUGCACAGCAACCACAGUUCCAGCAGCAGCAGCAGCCCCAGUACUCGCAUGGCUACGGCGGCAACGUUGGUGGAUCGCUGAUGGACUAG